AUGCGUCACGUGCUGUGUGGUUUGGUUCUUGUACUAUGUUGCGUUUUCGGAUCUGUGCUUGCUGUUGAUGGAGGUGCAAAUCUUCAGGAUACCGGUGUACUUGGUGCUCGUAGUGCUUUGCCGGCUGAGGCUCAUCUUAACACAGAAGCAUUGGCGACAGAAACAACUGAAGAGUGUGCUGAUGAGCAAAAGAAAACGGGUUCUUGCCCACAACAACCCGCAGAGGCAUUGCCUCUAAAAGAUGGUCAACGGUUACAACAAGAAACUGACGUACGUACACAACCACAAACCACGCCAUCACUGGGAAAUGGGCAAUCCUCUCUUUCUGGUCGUGGUGGUGAUUUACAGGAAGGAGAGAGAGAGCAAACUGAACAGAUGACUGAAGGUACAGGUAGAGGUGGGCAAGCAGGGAGGAAUGAGGAAAGUAAAGAAAACGAGAACCAAGAACCAGGCAGUGAAGAUUUAUCCCAUUCUACAAGGCAAGGGAAUUCAGGCGGACAUGGAAGCACACAGAGGAUUAACGUGGAAACUGGUAUGCCAAGUGGACCCAGUACAGCCAGCAAUACUAAACAACCUCACGAAGGUCAUUUCACACAAUCUACAUCCACUGACAGCAGUACGCCAACCACUUCUCACAGUACUUCAGCCACACCAACUAAAGGAGAAUCAGAAACCACAACGGCUGGGAAUGAAACUUCAUCUGGAGAGAAUGAAUCAGCAAGUAACCCAAGUGCUGGAGGAAAUGCAGACGCAACACCGAAUAACUCACCAAAUACGAACCCUGACACCUCCAAUGCACCCAAUAAUGAGGAAUCAACCAGCACCACCACUACCACCACCACAACAACAACAACAGUUCCUCCUGAACUCACAAACAACAAGAAGGGUGAUGCAGACAGCAGCAGCAGUAUCAGCAGUUCUGUGUGGGUGCGUGUACCACUACUGAUUGUGGUUACACUGGCCUGUAUUCUUGUGUGCUGA
Molecule: messenger RNA, 981 nt
Organism: Trypanosoma theileri
Lineage: Eukaryota; Euglenozoa; Kinetoplastea; Trypanosomatida; Trypanosomatidae
Exons: 1
Coding region: 1-981 (326 amino acids)
Source: RefSeq, a predicted model, not a curated record